ACAAACCAACAGCAGCUUCUUCUGACAUAUACACACGCACACUCACCCCCGACUCACACUCAGCACACUUUUCCUCCAUCUGAUUAACAGUCCUGCACACACGAUGAUCACGGGGAAAGCGUAAAUAAAUACGAAAAGGGUUGAUUAUUUUGACUACUGGAAGAGCUUUGCUGGGUCUCAGCGCAACUUUUGUUUUUAUUACUGAGAAGGUGAUUGCUCCAGGCCUUUCUCUCACACAAGGAUUCUUUAAAAGAGGAAGAGAGACAGAGACGGGGGGAGACCAAUCUUUCACUUUAAGACCGGCUGGGCUCAAAGAUAAAAGGAAGGGGAAGGCAGCCGCUAGGAAUCCACCGCCGCAGCACUUCGGAAAGACGUUUCUGGUACAUUUCUGAGCGCCGCGGCCCGUUUCUCCACCGAAGUUGGCUCCAGCUCUAGCAGCCGCAUUGGAUCCCACAGCUUACUGCGAGACUCCGGUGUACAAUCCGGAUCUCUGCCCCAACAUGAUCGCGGCCCAGGCCAAGCUGGUCUACCAUCUGAAUAAAUACUACAACGAAAAAUGCCAAGCCAGGAAAGCUGCCAUUGCCAAAACUAUCCGGGAAGUCUGCAAAGUAGUUUCCGACGUCCUGAAGGAGGUGGAAGUGCAGGAGCCGCGGUUCAUCAGCUCUCUCAACGAGAUGGACAAUCGCUACGAGGGCCUCGAGGUCAUCUCCCCCACCGAAUUUGAGGUGGUGCUUUACCUUAACCAAAUGGGAGUGUUCAACUUUGUGGACGACGGCUCGCUGCCUGGCUGCGCGGUGCUCAAGUUGAGCGACGGGCGCAAGAGGAGCAUGUCCCUCUGGGUGGAAUUCAUUACCGCCUCCGGCUACCUCUCGGCGCGAAAAAUCCGGUCCAGGUUUCAGACGCUGGUGGCUCAAGCGGUUGACAAAUGCAGCUACAGGGAUGUGGUAAAGAUGGUGGCAGACACCAGCGAAGUGAAACUGAGAAUCCGAGAUAGGUACGUGGUGCAGAUCACACCGGCUUUUAAAUGCACUGGGAUCUGGCCAAGGAGUGCUGCCCACUGGCCACUUCCCCACAUCCCCUGGCCUGGACCCAACCGGGUGGCGGAGGUCAAAGCGGAAGGGUUCAACCUCUUGUCCAAGGAGUGCCACUCCCUGGCCGGCAAGCAGAGCUCGGCGGAGAGCGACGCCUGGGUGCUGCAGUUCGCGGAGGCAGAGAACAGACUGCAGAUGGGGGGCUGCAGAAAGAAAUGCCUCUCCAUUCUCAAAACCUUACGGGAUCGUCACCUCGAACUGCCAGGCCAGCCCCUGAACAAUUACCACAUGAAGACUCUGGUUUCCUACGAGUGUGAAAAGCAUCCCCGGGAGUCGGACUGGGACGAGUCUUGCCUGGGUGAUCGGCUUAACGGGAUUUUGCUGCAACUUAUCUCCUGCCUGCAGUGCCGGCGGUGUCCUCACUACUUUUUACCGAACUUAGAUCUGUUUCAAGGCAAACCUCACUCGGCUCUGGAGAACGCUGCCAAACAAACGUGGCGACUUGCAAGAGAGAUCCUGACCAACCCGAAAGUUUGGAAAAACUUUAGAGGACAAUUUAAUCGACAGCCGAAAUGUGAUUCCUAGUCUCCAAGUUCUCAAGAAGUGUAGACUUCCUGUUCGAUUCCUAUCUAAUAUUCCACUUGACAGUGCAAACAAUCUCUUCCUUGAAAAGGAAUACUAAUACAGUGUUUAGGCAUCAUCUCACCCACCCCUCCAAAGGAAGGAAAAGAAGUAGGGAAAGCCAAGCGGAUGGAGAAAAGCCCAAACCCGCAAGUAUUAGAAGACUUCUUUACAAAGGAUUUCAUAUCGCCCUUGAAAAGUACACAGUAACACCCGGAAAACAGCCUGGCUCUAACGCAAGACCGCAAUGAACACUGCCUAACUAUCAAAGGAUUAUAGCAAUCCUGGUGAUUUAGGCGCAUCUGGCUGUGAGUAAACACGAUUUGGAUAUGCCAUCUGAAGGGAAGUGUAAUGUAUAUUUUGAUUUGUAACAAAUAUUGUGAUCUCACUUUGUCUUUGCAAGUGUGGAUGUUGGUGUUUUGUGAUUUGGUGAACAGAAGUUGAAUUGCCAUUUUGGAUACUUCCAGGCAUUUUCCACUAACGAAGAUAUAAUUUAAAGGUAGAUUUCCUCUUGGUACUUUUAUCUGUCUUCAAAAGUGUCUGAACUUUAAAAAGUUUACAUUAUGUUUCAAAUAUAUUGCUUGUUCUAUUUCUAACAUUCCAUAAAUAUACUUGAAAUGUUAUUUAAAUAUAUUCAAAGAAAUUUGAAUUCAGCUUAUAUAAUAACGCUUGAAUAUCUGAAUUAUAUAUUUGAAAAAUGCACUUGAAAUACACUGGAUAAUUACUUUUGUGAUUUAGAUUUUAAUUUCUGUUGCCAGUUUUUAUUUAAUUAGAAGCUAAUAAAUGAAGUAAAAUUAAAGUUGUUGUGUCUCACUUUGAAUUGUUUUUCUGUUAAAAGAUGCAAUGCUUCAUUUUGAAAAUCGAAUCCACUUGAAUAUUUUAAACAUUUUUGGGAAAUAUACUAAUGAAAUAAUUAAAAAUAAAACCUUAAAAUAUUGGAGAAAAGCUCUUUUUGUAUAGUUGCAGAAGAGAAUGACCUACUGUCAGUUUCUGACUUUGUAUAAGGCUAUUCCAUUCUACAACAGACACAAUUUAAAUCUACCUGUGAAAUCUUGCUAUUCUGGGCUAAUACUUCUGUAGGAUUUUUGAUAAUAUAAGGAUACAAUAUAUCAUGACAGUCAAGACUGCUGAGUUAAAAAUCAGACUAAGAGAAAAUGAACUUAACAAAGUCCUAAAAAACUUUGGACAUUUGUGUGUGAAAACUAACUGUGCUAAUAAAAUGAAGAUAAUUUCUGACCUAUUUUAUGUCAAACCUUAUUUUCUUCAGGAAGUGUUUCAUUGGUGGAAUGAAUGAAUCAGAUAUCCAAAGUUACUUUUUACUUCAUAGGGCAAACCAAUGAUAAAAACAUAAAGACGUAGUUUAAAUUAUCUAACAUCAAAUGCACUACAUUCAAACUCAUUUUCAAAUUCCGUUCUUUUGGAUUUAGAAGUAAAAGUCCCAUGGGUAUCCUUCAGAGUAUUUUAACAGUCAACAAGUGCAGGAAGGGCUAAUCACCUAUGGGCCUUAAGGUAGUUAGUUAAUUGUGGUGGGAGUAAAUUUUAGAAUUUCAAUUGCUAUUCUACAAAUAGCAUUUUAUAAUGUUUUAU
Messenger RNA from Sus scrofa (pig), 3239 nucleotides. It is a transcript of the gene MAB21L1, whose product is annotated as mab-21 like 1. NCBI's taxonomy places the organism in Eukaryota, Metazoa, Chordata, Mammalia, Artiodactyla, Suidae. The record is from RefSeq and is a predicted model, not a curated record.